Messenger RNA from Acanthaster planci (crown-of-thorns starfish), 2964 nucleotides. Its product is annotated as protein fem-1 homolog C-like. Lineage: Eukaryota; Metazoa; Echinodermata; Asteroidea; Valvatida; Acanthasteridae. Gene Ontology annotation, molecular function: protein binding. The record is from RefSeq and is a predicted model, not a curated record.
GACAGCUUUUCACCAACUCAUCUCGUGAUGUACGAUGGAAAUACGUAAAUGAACUACGCUGUACAGGGGAACCCUUUAACCCGGAACAUUCUGCUUUUUGUCUGCUGAAAAAAAUAAUGAGAUAGCCAGCUAUUCAUCUGUUAUGACUGGAGGUUUGGAAUUCAAUACAGUUAAUGAAAAUGAGUGAUGAUGAAAAUCUGAUCAGCGGAACCGACCCCAAUUUUUAUCAGAGUUUCAAGACGCCUAUCUUCAAAGCGGCUCAAGAGGGCGACCUGCACAGAAUUCAGGAAUGUCUCCGGUCGCGCACCAAAGAGGAAGUGAAAUGGCUAGUUUCUCAAGUUGUAGAAAAAACGACACCGCUGAUUGCUGCAAGUCGACAUGGCCACCUGAAUGUUGUGAAUUAUUUUCUUGAGGAAUGCAAGGCAGAUGUUGAACAAGUGGGUUCAGUAACGUUUGAUGGGGAAACUAUAGAGGGCGCCCCAGCAUUGUGGUGUGCUGCGGCAGCGGGCCACUUUGCCACUGUCCAGAGUCUGAUGCGGCAUGGCGCCAGGGUGAAUCAAACAACAUUCUCAAACUCAACACCACUGCGCGCCGCUUGUUUUGACGGCCAUUUUGACAUUGUCAGACAUCUCGUUCAGCAUGGAGCUGACAUUGAACUCGCAAACCGCCAUGGCCACACGUGCCUGAUGAUAUCUUGUUACAAAGGCCACUACGACAUUGCAGAAUACUUGCUCUCGCUUCAUGCCGAUGUCAAUCGGAAAAGCAUCCGUGGCAACACGGCAUUACAUGAUUGUGCGGAGUCAGGAAGUCUUGCCAUCAUGAAACUUCUUUUGAAACACAAUGCGGUGAUGGACAUAGAUGCUUACGGGAUGACGCCAAUCAAAGCGGCAGCAGUGGCUGGCCACAGUAACAUUGUAGACUAUCUAGUGACAGUGUCCGAUGUCCCAAAGAUAGAGAAAGUUGAGUCACUGGAGUUACUGGGUGCAACUGCUGUCGACAAGAAACGAGACAUGCAUCAAGCGCUAAGAUACUGGCAGCGUGCGUUAGAUGAACGAAGCAGUGACCCAGCCAACAUAAUCAAGAAAGUACCCACCAAGGCAAUCCCAGCAUACGAAUGUUCCAUCGAGGUAGAUUCGACAAGAGACUUGGAGAAUAUGAUUGGAGAUCCGGAUGAAAUGCGCAUGCAAGCAUUGCUGAUCCGCGAGAGAAUCUUGGGCCCAACCCACCCAGACACAACUUACUAUAUACGAUAUAGAGGAGCGGUGUACGCUGACUCUGGUAACUUUGAUCGGUGCAUUACAUUAUGGAUGUACGCACUGGAUAUGCAGCAACAAGCACUAGAACCUCUGAAUCCCAUGACUCAGAGCAGCCUGCUGUCCUUUGCCGAAUUGUUUGCCUACAUGCUGUCCGAGCGGAAUGGAGAACGAGUCUGUAGUGAUCUCAAAUACAGCACUGUCUCAGUCGUCUACCUGAAGGGGAUCUCUGAGAUUAAACGUGGAAUAGAGGAGGCUCCAAUCGGCCCCCCAUCAGACAAGGAUGCUGCAAAUUUCCAUCGAGCGCUCUUGAUCUUGAUGCAUCUUAUGUGCCUGAUAGCCAAGUUGGAUGGCACCGUAGAGGAGGAAGAUGAAGUUAGACAAGCCACUUACCGUUUCCUCAAACUUAAACCAACUGGGAGCAAAGGAGCCACACCCUUGCACCUCGCAGUCGAGGAGUCCACCUCAUCAGUUGGACGCUAUCCCGUUUGCAGAUUCCCAGACUACCGAGUUCUGCGACUGCUGCUAGCGUGUGGAGCUGACGUGAACAGGUCCAACACUGAGGGGAACAGGCCCCUGCACAUUGCUGCAAAAGGUUCCUCGGACGGUCUGGUGAAGCACGAUCGCAGUGACAUCUUGAGGAUGCUUCUAGACCAUGGGGCACACCUGGAUUGUCGCAAUGACAGUGGCAAAGCGCCACUUGAUCUAUUAGGAGAUGCCUUGUGUGACAUCUCACCAAUAAACUACACAACGUUGCAGUGUCUUGCAGCAAGGGCAGUUAUGAAGCAUGGGUUGAAAUAUAUUGGCAUUAUUCCAAAACGAUUAGAGGAAUUUGUCAAAAUACAUUGAACAAUAUUACCAUACAUGUACUGCUGCAUAAUCAAUGCAACAUUACGUCAUGGAUUAUAUGCAGAGGUUGAAUUUUUGAGCUAAAUGCAAUGUACUUGUAUGUUCCACAGAGACUUAAUGCCUGAACAUAUAAUCUAAUCAGAUAUGUAAAAGCACAGCAAAGUUCAUCUACUUUCAGUUAACGGUUCCUACCAAAUUUGUUGCUCUCAGUUUUCCAAACUUGGAGUAAGUUCUAGUAUCUUUCCACUGAGAAAAGCUUAUAUCUUUGGUGGGAAUAUUUGUUUUCCCAUAUGAUGAAAUUUAUUGGGUUUGAAUCAACAUUUGAAAAGUGGAUUGUUAAAUUUUGCCUUGAGUUGAAAAAUAUUGUCCACAUUGUGGAAGUUUCAUGCAGUUACAUCGACUGGCAAGAUGUUAGUUUUAUCCAAAAUAGAUGAGCUACCCCUAAGACAAGGAACAGCUUGUUGGGAAGCCCUGGUUUGUAAAACUUCUCGUGUCCAGAAGGAACUUGGACAUUCCAGGUAGUACGAUAUCCUGCUUUGACCAAGAUAGUGUUUUUACCCGACUUCAAAGCAAAGGAAAUUAUUAAAAAGGAGCAUCGUUCAGGUGGUUGCAAAGUACCGUAUGUACGUAAAGUGGUUGGCAUGAGUAAAUUAGCUUCAUUUGUAGAGAAAACUUGAAUAGAAAUGGAAUCAAAUUUGAAUCAGAGAACGUUAAAAGUAUGAAUGCCUGAGCAAACGGCUAGAAAAAGGAUGACUGUAACAUAAAAUUCAGUGAAACGCAGAUGCAUUAAGUGUACUUUGUGAAUUGAAAUCUUGUGAUACAUGUUUUUGCUAAAUACAUGAUGCAUAACAGCUGCAUACAA